CAUGCUUGGCCUUGAUCACCCUAGCAGUUGUCUAUGCAGCACUAUGGAGGUACAUCAGAUCUGAGAGGUCAAUAAUUCUAAUCAAUUUCUGCCUGUCUAUUAUCUCAUCAAAUAUCCUUAUCCUGGUUGGACAAACUCAGACGCAUAACAAGGGCAUCUGCACCACAACCACCGCAUUUUUACACUUCUUCUUCUUAGCUUCAUUCUGUUGGGUUUUGACAGAAGCGUGGCAGUCAUAUAUGGCUGUUACUGGAAAAAUUAGGACACGGCUCAUAAGGAAACGUUUCCUGUGCCUUGGAUGGGGUUUACCAGCAUUAGUGGUUGCAAUAUCAAUAGGCUUUACCAAGACAAAAGGAUAUGGAACAGCCCACUAUUGUUGGCUGUCUCUUGAAGGAGGGCUGCUUUAUGCUUUCGUUGGACCUGCAGCUGCUGUCGUCUUGGUCAACAUGGUGAUUGGCAUUUUGGUAUUUAAUAAACUUGUUUCCAGAGAUGGAAUCCUAGAUAAAAAGCUCAAACACAGAGCGGGUCAGAUGAGUGAGCCUCAUAGCGGUUUGACGCUCAAAUGUGCCAAGUGUGGAGUAGUUUCAACAACAGCUUUGUCAGCCACCACCGCCAGUAAUGCCAUGGCAUCCCUUUGGAGUUCCUGUGUGGUGUUGCCACUUCUGGCGCUGACUUGGAUGUCUGCAGUUCUGGCCAUGACAGACAAAAGAUCAAUACUAUUUCAGAUACUUUUUGCAGUAUUUGAUUCAUUACAAGGCUUUGUUAUUGUCAUGGUCCAUUGUAUUCUGCGAAGGGAGGUUCAAGAUGCAUUCAGAUGUCGACUGAGAAAUUGCCAGGAUCCAAUCAAUGCAGAUUCUUCAAGUUCUUUUCCUAAUGGACAUGCUCAAAUCAUGACUGAUUUUGAAAAGGACGUGGACAUUGCUUGUCGGUCAGUUCUGCAUAAAGACAUUGGACCUUGCAGAGCAGCUACUAUAACAGGAACACUUUCUAGAAUUUCACUAAACGAUGAAGAGGAGGAGAAAGGACCAAACCCUGAAGGAAUGAGCUAUUCUACCUUGCCUGGAAACAUCAUCUCCAAAGUCAUCAUCCAGCAACCAACAGGUCUCCACAUGCCUAUGAGUAUGAGUGAACUGGCCAAUCAGUGCUUGAAAAAAGACAACAGUGAGUUGCGGAGGACUGUGUAUUUAUGCACUGAUGAUAAUUUGAGAGGUGCAGAUAUGGACAUAGUCCAUCCUCAAGAACGGAUGAUAGAAAGCGACUACAUAGUCAUGCCCCGGGGCUCAGUAAAUACCCAGCCAUCACUGAAAGAUGAGAGCAAAAUGAAUAUAGGCAUGGAUACGUUGCCUCAUGAAAGGCUGUUGCACUACAAAGUUAAUCCAGAGUUCAAUAUGAAUCCUUCUGUAAUGGACCAAUUUAAUAUCAGUUUAGACCAGCAUAUUCCCACCCAAGAACAUAUGCAGAGUUUACCAUUUGAGCCCCGCACAGCAGUGAAGAAUUUCAUUGCCUCAGAGCUGGAUGACAAUGCAGGAUUAUCGAGAAGUGAAACUGGAUCCACGAUAUCAAUGAGCUCUUUAGAGAAGGUCAUGCAUACAAGAAAGAGGCACAUGGAAUUGUUUCAAGAGUUAAAUCAGAAAUUUCAGACACUGGACAGAUUCCGGGAUGUACCAAAAUCAGGCAGUAUGGAGAACUCGGCACCGAACAAGGCUCCAUGGGACAGUUACAAAACCACAGGCGACUACCAACACUAUACAACGAUAAAUGUAUUAGACACAGAGGCAAAAGAUGCUUUAGAACUCAGACCAGCAGAAUGGGAGAAGUGUCUGAACUUGCCUUUAGAUGUGCAAGAAGGUGACUUUCAAACAGAAGUUUAACAAAUAUGAAAACAAACUGAACAAAACAAAAACAAAAGAAAAAUAAUUCAUUGCACUGACAAUAAAGAGACUUUGGGAAUCCUGACGCUCCUGUCUGAACAUUGAGACUACUUUAUGUCAGGCUCUUCCUGUGCCAAAUGUCAGUGGUUUUUUUUCGUACAGUAUAUUCCCACUAGUGCAGCUAGUGGAGAACCAGGUGUACAAUUCUUACCAUCGUGUGUUGUAAGUACCCGUGGAAUGGAUUUGUAAGGUAAUCUUUAUAGAUAAACCUCAAGCAACGAUUCAUGUUGUAACGGCUUCAUUUGGUUUAGUUUUCAAAAAACUUCACCAUGAAGCACAAUGUACAUAUUUAUGCAGUUUUUAAAGUUUAUAACAGUCUGUUUGGCCAUUACUACACUUUUUACUUUAUAAUAUAAAAGCAAAGUUUUUGUCAUUAAAUGAAUGUCUGUUGAGCUACAUUCUUCAUUGCUUUAAAUGCAAUAAAGUAAUAAUCUCACUUUUAUAUGAAUAAUAUAUUUCACAUCUUUAUUAUUGCAGUUUUCUCUGGAAAGCUCAGAGUAGCUUUCUCUGCUGCAGCUGUGUAUAAAAUAUUUAAAAUGUUGUAUGGUGUAAAUAAACCUUUGUCUACA
Molecule: messenger RNA, 2500 nt
Organism: Charadrius vociferus (killdeer)
Lineage: Eukaryota; Metazoa; Chordata; Aves; Charadriiformes; Charadriidae
Gene: ADGRB3
Product: brain-specific angiogenesis inhibitor 3
Exons: 13
Coding region: 240-1871 (543 amino acids)
Biological process (GO): neuron remodeling; adenylate cyclase-activating G protein-coupled receptor signaling pathway; cell surface receptor signaling pathway
Cellular component (GO): postsynapse; membrane; synaptic cleft
Molecular function (GO): G protein-coupled receptor activity
Source: RefSeq, a predicted model, not a curated record